AAUAUCUGCUCACAUCGUAGUGUAGCGUGACUGUGAUAGGUUCAGGUUUUCUAACCUGAAUAUAAUCGUUAACUUUAACGAUUCAUAAUAUUCAUAUCUCGAUUUGCGGGGCAGAGUGAUGUUUAUUUCUGCCAGAUUCUUUUGUUUCAUGCAAAAAUACGAACAAGGAUAAUUUAAUUGAUUUUUGUGCGGAGAUAGUCCGAACAAUUACCAUACAUUUUUAUUGAUUUUUACUAUUAAGAUUUGUAGUGAAGGGGUUAUUCUAAAUAAAUACCAAUUGCGAUUAUUGCUAAUUUUUGUCUCAAAAUCAACAAGGCAGUUAUGGAUAUACAAACAGUAAAUACUCGAAGAAAAAUAUUAAGCCAAGUAAUUUCCAGUAUUUUAGUAGAGUGUGGUUAUGAUACGUGUGAGAAACAAGUAUUGGAAACACUCACCGAAAUGUUACAGUCAUUUAUUGUGGAGAUUGGCGCUUCAGGAAGAAAUUAUUGUGAACUUUCUGGGAGAACAGAACCUCUUAUAGCAGAUGUGAUAUUGGCAUUAAUUAAUAUGGGCAUAAAAUUAGAUAAUAUAGAGACUUAUGCAAAACGACAAAGUAGAACAGUCCUGCCGACGCUUCAGCAGCAGACACAAGCAAAACAAUUAAAUAUCUUGCAAGCUGGUGUUAAACAAGGCCAUCCAUCACAUAUACCAAAUUAUUUACCAUCUUUUCCUGAUCCACAUGCGUAUAUUAGAACUCCCACACAUAAGCAACCAGUGACUGAAUACGAAGCAAUCAGAGAAAAGGUAGCAACGCAAAAACGAGAUAUCGAGAGAGCUUUAACAAGGUUUAUUGCUAAAACAGGAGAAACACAUAGUUUAUUUCUCACAGAAGAUAAUAGCAUGUUUCCUUUAAUAUCCUGUAAACCACAAUUUCCAAGUUAUAUCUCUGCUCUUUUACCUCAAGACCAAAUAUUCGAACCAGAUCCAGAUUUUCAGUUUGAUUCAAAUCCUGUGAAAAAGAAGAAAGAGCAACAGAACGAAGAUAGACUUACCGAGGAAGGUAACCAAACACAAAACGAAAAUAUGGAACAAAAUGGUGAAACUAUUACUCAGCAAGAUGUUAUAGAUAAUCCGUAUUUAAGACCUGGAAAAAUUCCUAAAAAUAAAAUGUCAAAUACAACGAUACCGGGACAGCAUUCUGUUAAAAAAGAGCUACUUGAAUGUUAAGUAUUAUGAUGUAAUAUUAAUUACUAUAUAAAAUGAGAAUUUGAAAAGUUUACGAUAGUGAUAUCUUUACGAAUUGUAAGUGGAAACUCUCUCUCUCUCUCUCUCUCUCUCUCUCUCUCUCUCUCUCUCUCUCUCCCCCCCUCUCUCGAAUUCUUAUGUAUAGAUCCAUAUUUUAUAUUUGAUCCAUUUUUAUACCUGAAUUAUUAAGUUAGACGAUAAAAAUUAUAUUUUUAUUCUGUAUACUUACAUGAAAGUAUUUCGAAAUACAUGCAUCACUGAAAAUAUAUAUUAUAACAUUCCAUGUCGAUUUUUAGAAUUGAUCCACGUCGUGUAUGCACACAUGUUAUGUACUCACACACGUAACAUAUAUACUAGGAAAUAAUUAUCGUCGUAUUAAAACUCUCUAUCAUAUGGCAAUAUUAAAGCAUGUAGCAUAUAUUAACAACAUUUGAAAAAUAGUUUGGAAACAUAAAAAAAGAAUGUGAUUUAAAUUAUUAUUGCCAUAGAAUUUACAAAUAGAUUUCCUUAUUGUACAAGAUAAUUCACUUAAACUGAAAACUUUAAAUGUUUUAUUUAUUUUUAAUGAUCGAAAAAUUUCUCAAAUGAAAGUGAAAUGGUUUCGAGGGAUACGUCACAUAUCACGCCACGUCUUAGCGCCGAGAUACUACCGUAUCUCCAGAUGUAUAUAUUUUAUAAUUAAUUUAUAUAGCUAUAUAUAUAGGCUAUUUAAUAAAUAUG
This is a messenger RNA of Acromyrmex echinatior (Panamanian leafcutter ant), 1944 nucleotides long. It is a transcript of the gene Taf8, whose product is annotated as TBP-associated factor 8. Gene Ontology annotation, molecular function: protein heterodimerization activity. Gene Ontology annotation, cellular component: transcription factor TFIID complex. The record is from RefSeq and is a predicted model, not a curated record. Gene Ontology annotation, biological process: transcription initiation at RNA polymerase II promoter. NCBI's taxonomy places the organism in Eukaryota, Metazoa, Arthropoda, Insecta, Hymenoptera, Formicidae.